CACGGCUCGUCUUCGCGUAUCGGAAGCCUGAACUACGUGACUGUGACUUAUCACAAUAGUGACACAUUUUGUUGCCACCCCCACGGUGUUUAAACCAUCCGACCUUCGACCAUACUCUUCUAUAGAACCUUAAGUAGAAGUGCGAAUGUUCAAGGUCUACAAACAACGCCAACAAAGCCGUAGCGGUGGGGGCAGUGAUCCGACUGCAAGAUCUAAGAGCAGACGUGGCGAUGUUGCAGCUCCCAAAUCGAGGCAUACAAAGUGUACUUCGUUGGCUGUGCCUCGGACCAGAUCAUCAAACCACAGCUUGUUCUUCACCAUUCCGAGAGAGCUCAGGAACUUAGUAUACCAUGAGCUCUGGAAGCAGAGUCCGACUGUAUGGAAAGUUCCCUAUAAACAACUACGUUUCCAGGUCGUGUACGAAAAGGGUGAAGCUGAGUAUAAUGGUGCACAUAAACUUCCGAUCUGGCUACUUACCUGUCAAUGUAUUCUUGCCGAAGGCCUCGACCAGCUACACUCCAGGUCCCGUUGGUCAUUUGGUAGCGACAAAAAGGUCCGCACAUACGCCGAUCAGGGUACGAGAUCACCCCUGAUAUGCUGCAAGGGGACCAAGGAAGUUAUAUUGAAACUAUCAUCAUUGAUACUCGAGCCGCCUUAUGAUCUCCGGGCUCGAAUAGAUCCGCUACUCGACAGAGAUCUUCAGACCAUAGCAGAAAUACUUUAUCAAAGUACCACAACGAGAACCUUGUGUGUGCGUUUCGGAGUAUCAUCAGACCUAUUUUCCAAAGGAGCGACAGUUCGUCUUGAUCUCGCCCGUUUGAAUAUUUUCAGGGAUUUACCACUAGAGAAACUGGAAUUUCAGGUCUACAAAACGUUUGAAAUUGGAGACAAUGUUGAUCCUUCCUCGACAACAGCAGAUGAUGAUGAAGAAAGGGUUGUUGAUGAUGAAAUUUACAAAACCGCAAGUCGCCUCAUGGGCGCUUCAUCUUUGAAAGACGACGGUAUAAUACGGAAUCAGUAUGAUAAGAAUAUACGAAUCGUCUUUACGAGAAAAGGAAUCUAAGACAUGUCUGGGUUCGAAGUUGUUAGGAGACCGCCGCCUAUGUACCUUACCCUAACACGAGCAUCCUCGUUUGGCUCCAUGCUCCAGGAUCAUAGGAGCUGAGAAUUUUGGUAAUCUGAGAGGAAAUUUUCUCAAUAUAUAACUGUUUUAUGUUUAGAUCUACAUUUGGACAGCUAUUGAUAUUGUGUGAUCCGAAAUAUUAUCGAGCGCCCGAAUGCCGGCAAUAAACAAGAAAUAUAUUUAGCGACUUGAAGUAAAGCUGUGUAGAAUAUCAAAGCAUCAGGGUCUUGGUUUCAAAUAAGCAUCUAUAUAGGUAAAGCCUUUACUAUAACUCGUAGAGAAAUGCUAAAAGCACGAAGUCGA
Molecule: messenger RNA, 1426 nt
Organism: Aaosphaeria arxii CBS 175.79
Lineage: Eukaryota; Fungi; Ascomycota; Dothideomycetes; Pleosporales
Exons: 1
Coding region: 146-1063 (305 amino acids)
Source: RefSeq, a predicted model, not a curated record